UUUAUAUAAAAGGGCUACAUAGCCACUCUCUUUUGAUCCAUCCAUUCAUCCAUCAUCCACACCCUGCUGCUAGUUUUUACUACUUCACUGUCUCCAGAUAGGCUAUGCCCAGAGUUCCUGGCUCUUCAAAGAAAAUCAAAAAUAAAAAGAACAAGGAAAGAAACCAAAACGCUCAAGAAAAGAUCUCCCUCCCCCCGGGAACAUGUAGCUACUAGUUCUAGAUUUCUGGCAAAGAGAGGAGGAAGAACCAAUCAAUCAAUCCUCUCCCAAAAAGAAAGGCAUUGUUUUCUUGUGCAGUGCAGCUAUGUCCUUGAGUAGCAGCGGCGGCAGCAGCUGCGCUAGAGAGGGAGGAGAGAUUUUAAUUCUUUGAUUGCUCAUCCACCAUCUCUGUUCUUGAGAGCUCUGCUCACUCCUCCUUGUCUCUAUCCUGUUUCUUUUCACCCAUUCUCUGGCAAAUUCUGGGAAAAGCUUAUACAAAUCACACAUCUCUCUCUCGCUCUCGAUUUUUUCUCUUUUUCUUUUUUCCUCCCCAAAUCGAUCGGUACUUUUGAUCAGGCCGAUUGAAUUCCUUGGAUUUCCUGGCAUGACUCUUCAUCUUCUCCUGCUGCUGCUCCAUUCCAUCUUGAUCCUCGUCCUCGCCAGCUCGUCCGCGAUCGAUCCCGCCCAGGAGCUCGAUUGGGAGGCGGCGCAGCGGCGGGACAGAGUGGAGAGGCUCCCCGGCCAGCCCAAGACCCCGCCACUCCGCCAGUUCUCGGGCUACAUUCCCGUGUCGCGCGAUGGAAGGCGCGCCCUCUUCUACUGGCUCACGGAAUCCACCGCGCGCUCGCCACAUAGCAAGCCUCUCGUCUUGUGGCUCAAUGGAGGGCCGGGAUGCUCGUCGCUGGCCUACGGUGCGGUGGAGGAGAUCGGGCCCUUCCGUAUUAAGGCCAACGCGACUGGCCUCUACAGCAAUCCAUACGCAUGGAACAAAGUGGCGAAUUUGCUCUUCCUGGAAUCUCCUGCCGGUGUUGGCUACUCAUAUUCCAAUACCACCACUGACACAGACGCAUUUGGCGACACUCGAACUGCUGAGGAUGCUUAUUCUUUCUUGCUCAAGUGGUUCCAGAGGUUCCCGCAGUACAAGAGUCGAGAGUUUUACAUUCUCGGGGAGAGCUACGCAGGGCAUUAUGUUCCUCAGCUCGCAAAGCUGGUUCACGACGGGAACAAGGCGGCUUCCAAGACCAUCAUCAACCUCAAAGGCUUCAUGGUUGGCAACGCAGUCACGGACUGGUACUACGACAACCUCGGAAUUGUGGAUUACUACUGGACUCAUGCUCUCAUCUCCGACGAGACAUACACCACCAUGAAGCGACACUGCAAGUUUACGAGCGUGGAGUUGUCUAGCGAGUGCCAGAGGAUCAUGGACUACGCAUCCAAUCAAGAGAUUGGCAACGUCGAUCUCCACAGCAUCUACACUCCCGUGUGUCUCGAGGCUACCUGGAGCUCCAGCACUGGCAGGAAAUCCUCUCGCACCGCUCCUCACUGGAAUCCGCUCUGGAUGGGACAGACUGGUUUUGAUCCGUGCACGCCAAGCUACGCCGAGAAGUAUUUUAAUCGGCCCGACGUCCAACGAGCACUUCACGCAAAUGGCACUCCAAACAACGUUCCUCAUCCAUGGACACCAUGCAACUAUGGAAUUCUCGAGAAUUGGCACGACAAGGCCUUCUCCGUGCUGCCAAUCUACAAAGAACUCAUCAAAGCGGGUCUUCGAAUAUGGGUGUACAGUGGAGACGAGGACGCGAUGGUUCCAGUUACUGGAACGCGGUACUGGAUUCGCAGCCUAAAGCUACCAAUUGUGAAUCGGUGGUACCCGUGGUACUACAUGGAUCAGGUAGCUGGAUGGAGCCAGACGUACAAAGGCCUCACAUUUGCGACCGUGAGAGGUGCUGGACACGAAGUUCCCGUUUUACAACCGGAUAGAUCAUUGUCUCUUCUCGAGCAUUAUCUGAGAGGGAAGCCUCUUCCCAAAAGAUAGAAAAAAAAAGGGAUAGCGAAGUUUAAGCUAGACACAGAGGCACACAGUAAAAUGUGAAAAAAAGCAAUUUUUUCAAACAAAUUUUAAGUAAUCCAUUCCGUUGGA
Selaginella moellendorffii is the source of this 2119-nucleotide messenger RNA. RefSeq names its product serine carboxypeptidase 24. Gene Ontology annotation, cellular component: vacuole. Gene Ontology annotation, molecular function: serine-type carboxypeptidase activity. The record is from RefSeq and is a predicted model, not a curated record. Gene Ontology annotation, biological process: proteolysis. Bases 584 to 2014 code for a protein of 476 amino acids. The transcript is spliced from 10 exons. NCBI's taxonomy places the organism in Eukaryota, Viridiplantae, Streptophyta, Lycopodiopsida, Selaginellales, Selaginellaceae.